This is a messenger RNA of Capronia coronata CBS 617.96, 1866 nucleotides long. Its product is annotated as protein phosphatase 2 (formerly 2A), regulatory subunit A. Lineage: Eukaryota; Fungi; Ascomycota; Eurotiomycetes; Chaetothyriales; Herpotrichiellaceae. The transcript is spliced from 5 exons. The coding region runs from base 1 to 1866 and encodes 621 amino acids. The record is from RefSeq and is a predicted model, not a curated record. Gene Ontology annotation, cellular component: protein phosphatase type 2A complex; cytoplasm. Gene Ontology annotation, molecular function: protein phosphatase regulator activity. Gene Ontology annotation, biological process: protein dephosphorylation.
AUGGAGGGCCAAGAUAGUGGUGAUGAGCUUUACCCCAUCGCCGUGCUGAUCGACGAACUCAAGCAUGACGACGUCCUCCUCCGGCUCAACGCCAUCCAUAGACUCUCUACAAUCGCACUAGCCUUGGGUCCUGAACGAACAAGAGACGAAUUGAUACCAUUCUUGGACGACUCUGUUGAGGACGAGGAUGAAGUUUUGACAGCACUCGCCGACGAGCUCGGAAAUUUCGUCGAAUAUGUCGGCGGUCCAGAAUACGGCCAUGUGCUCCUCGCACCGUUGGAGAAUCUUGCAGCCAUCGAGGAGCCACUCGUGCGGGACAAGGCUGUUGAAUCACUCAACAAGAUCUGUGAGCAACUUUCGGAACGACAAGUGGAGGAAUAUUUCAUCCCCCUUACGAUUCGACUCUCCAAGGCGGACUGGUUCACAUCGAAGAUCUCUGCCACGGGACUGUAUGUGACACCCUACAAGAAGGCCUCUCCCUCUGCACAACAAACUCUCCGAACUCAGUUCGGCCACCUCGUUCACGAUGAAACACCCAUGGUCCGACGACAAGCUGCAAACAACCUGGCCAAGUUCAUCAAGGUCGUGCCGGUAUCAGUGGUGAUUGAUGAGAUGAUUCCCCUGUUUCAACAUCUUGCCAGCGAUGAUCAAGACAGCGUCCGUUUGCUUACCGUCGAGGUUCUCAUCUCCAUCGCUGAAGUCAUUCCGAAAGAACAACAACCGAGCCAUGGCGUCCUUCUGACUGCGUUGCGGAGUUUGUUUGAAGAUAAGAGCUGGAGGGUCAGAUACAUGGUUGCCGAGAAGUUUGAAAAGAUCGCCAAAGCUGUCAAUGAAGAGGUCGUCACAAGGGAUUUGGUUCCGGCAUUCGUCAAGCUGCUCAAAGACAGUGAGGCGGAGGUGAGAACGGCCAUCGCCAGUCAGAUCCCUGGCUUCUGCAGUCUGCUCGACCGAGAGACUCUGCUCAACGAGAUCAUGACCAGCAUCGAAGACCUUGUCUCUGAUCCAUCCCAACAUGUCCGAGCUGCUCUCGGCACACAACUGAGUGGCUUGGCUCCAAUCCUGGGCAAGGAAGAGACGAUUUCUCACCUCCUCCCCAUGUUCCUGCAAAUGCUCAAGGACGAAUUUCCCGACGUGCGACUACACAUCAUCUCCAAACUCGAAUUGGUCAACAACGUUAUUGGCAUUGAUCUACUUUCGCAGUCACUUCUUCCCGCCAUUGUCCAACUUGCCGAAGACAAGCAAUGGCGUGUACGCCUCGCUAUCAUCGAAUAUAUUCCAUUGCUUGCCAGACAGUUGGGCGUGAAAUUCUUUGACGAGCAAUUGAGUUCUCUUUGCAUGGGCUGGUUAGGUGACACUGUCUUCUCUAUCAGAGAGGCCGCCACUCAGAACCUGAAGAAACUCACGGAAGUGUUUGGCGUGGAAUGGGCGAACCGAGCAAUCAUUCCAAAAGUCACUGCUAUGAGCCAGCAAGAGAAUUAUCUUUACAGAAUGACGACCUGCUUCGCCGUUACGAUCCUCGCCCCUGUCAUCACUCUCGACAUCAUUCAGAAAAGCAUCCUCCCCAUGAUGGACCGACUUGUGUCUGACCCGAUCCCCAACAUUCGAUUCAACGUGGCCAAGUCAUAUGCCGUUCUCAUUGACACCCUCCGCCGCCUCCCUGCCGAAGGCACGCUGCAGCAACUUGAAGAAUCCGGCAAUACAAAUGUCGAACCGAGCCCUCUAGGCGCCGAGCUGAUCAACGACCAGAUCAUGCCGAACCUGGAAAAACUACAGGGGGACAAGGAUGUCGAUGUUCGAUACUUUGCCACCGUUGCCGCUGGAGGCAACGUGGCCGCGGCGGCGGAGAGAAUGGACACCGGACAGUAG